Messenger RNA from Chrysochloris asiatica (Cape golden mole), 675 nucleotides. RefSeq names its product family with sequence similarity 3, member D (gene FAM3D). The coding region runs from base 1 to 675 and encodes 224 amino acids. NCBI's taxonomy places the organism in Eukaryota, Metazoa, Chordata, Mammalia, Afrosoricida, Chrysochloridae. The record is from RefSeq and is a predicted model, not a curated record. The transcript has 9 exons.
AUGAGACUAUCAGUUGUGUGUCGUUUCCUGGCCCUCACCUUUCUCAUGGUCACCACCUACGUGUUCAUUCGUAGCUAUACCAACUUCAACCUGAAAACCAUCCGUCUGCCACGUUGGCUGGCCCACAGCCCCUCUCCCUCCGUGAGUGUUGUGAAGUCCAAGUGCGGCCUCAGCAAGUCCUGCCCAACCGACUACUUUGCAUUUAAGAUUUGCAGUGGGGCUGCCAACGUUGUGGGUCCUUCCUUGUGUUUUGAAAACCACAUGAUCAUGAGCCCUGUGAAAAACAACGUGGGCAGAGGCCUGAACAUCGCCCUGGUCAAUGGAUCUACGGGAACAAUGCUGAAACACGGUUUCUUCGAUAUGUACUCUGGAGAUCCUAAAAACCUAGAGAAAUUCCUUAAGGAAAUCCCAGAGGACACGCUGGUGUUGGUGGCCUCCUACGAUGACCCUGGGACCAAGAUGAAUGACAACAUCAGGACGCUCUUCUCCAACUUGGGGAGUUCCCAUGCAAAGCAACUUGGAUACCGGGACAGCUGGGUCUUCCUAGGAGCCAGAAACCUCAGGAGCAAAAGCCCCUUUGAGCAGUUCAUAAAGAAUGUCCCAGAAACCAACAAGUACGAAGGAUGGCCGGAGCUCUUAGAGCUGGAGGGCUGCGUGCCUCGGAAGGUAUUUUAG